Phaeodactylum tricornutum CCAP 1055/1 is the source of this 2142-nucleotide messenger RNA. RefSeq lists its product with no specific name. Lineage: Eukaryota; Bacillariophyta; Bacillariophyceae; Surirellales; Neidiaceae. The record is from RefSeq and is a predicted model, not a curated record. The coding region runs from base 1 to 2142 and encodes 713 amino acids. The transcript has 4 exons.
AUGUUGGACUUUAUCAUCCCUGAUAACUUUCCUCCUGACAACCCCACAGUGGAGACUACGGAACCAACUGCAACCAUUGCACCAAUCCCAAAUCCUGAUCCGCCUGAAAAUGUCAAUGUCAACACCACCUUGGAUAUCCCGGACGCAUUGAAAGAUCUCCUUUCUAACUUUCGUGCCUCUCUCUCGUCAACGGAUUAUUACACGUACCAAACUCAAGCAUUCAAGGGACUCAUCAAGGAAUUCAAGUUUGAUGCUGAUAACCCAAUGGAUGUUCUCACCAAGGCCAAGUCAAACAUGGAGGAAGCCGCUUUUGCUCUUACAGCAAAAGGAAAAAUCAACAAAGAACAUUCCCGUGAUUAUUCCAUGUCCGGAACCGUUUUAUACAACUCAUGUGAACCGUCUCUCCAGUUGUGGUUAGAUACCCAGAUUAGUAUCAGCACCGACACCAUUCUCAAACGCCAUGGCAACUCAGGACCAGUCCGUUUUUAUCUCAUUUGGUCUCGCUACGCCAAUGUCGAUGGAGCCGUAGCCACGUCUAUUCAAAACGCUCUUACCAAGCUUCAAGUGCGCGAUCUUCCCGGUGAGAAUGUGUCCCUUUACUUUGACACCAUUACCAUUAUUGAAGAGUAUCUUAGCUCCAUGGGCCGUACCAUUCCUGACUUUGUUUCACACGUUAUUGACGUUUUGAUCAAUGUGUCUGUUCAUGACUACUCCCUGUUUCUCAAGACACAACAGUUUGUCUCAAAUCCAGCGCUUCGGAAUAUACAUGCCCUUCGCCAGCUUGUCUGUGACCAAUACCAGCUGCUUCUCAAUUCUGGCAAAUGGCACCCUACAGCAAAAACUGGUGCCGCAUUCCACGCUGUCAAGAACUUCUCCAUUGAAACUGGUUUCCCCAACGACACUCCCAACACCAGUGCCAAUAUCAACCAGUCUCCUGGACAUUCUAAGCCCCGACUCUCUCGCGAAGAGUGGGAAAAGACUAUUGAUCGAUCUCCCCCGUCUCCGGGCUCCCCAGACUGCCGAAAGUCGACAAAAGGGGAUUUCAACGAGUACUGGUGUGUCACCUGCAAUCGCUGGGGCAAUCACCCCACCGACAAAACUCGUCAUCCCACGGCAAAGCUAGACCACACUCAAUUUCUCGAAAAACGAAAGAAGCGAUUCACUAAACGAGAGACUCAAGACCCAUCUCCGGCUCCCAUUCCAUUCCUUUGGCGUUCCCCCGGCGAAUUUUUAAUGGCACUGAUCUUACAGAUAAGCCCUUUCCUUUCCUUUGACCCCGGUGGAUUAUUGUUUCUUGUUGGUCUCGUCUGCCUCCUUCCUUUCCUUCUCUACCAGACUUGCUGCCUCCUUUUCCUUCUGGGGGUCGGGCGAGCUAUGCUCCCAUUUCUCGCUUCCUUCCUGCCCUGCUCCACCUGGACUCCACACCGCACUCAUCGACACUCCAAAUGGCGCCUCACCACCGCUUUUCCUACUUCGUUUCUUCUCCUUUCCUCCGUUUCGGUCUCUCGCACUACAGCGACCUUUCUCGGCACCCUUAAGAUCACGGCUGUUACUCCUGCCGCACAUCAGCUCCUCACCUUCCGUACUGUUUACCUACGUCCCUUUCAACGCUGUCGUCGUCCUGGUUUAUCACACUCCCGCGCUGGUCACUUCACCACUUAUGUCUCCAGCCGUCAACUCUGUUUGGAAUACCGCACCCUUCUUAACGACUUCAAACUGUGCCGUUUUUCGGGCCUCCUUGAUCCUUCUCUGGCGUAUUUUGAUCAUCCACAAUAUGAUCUUGAACGUAUACUACCCUACGGACCUUGGGAAGAUGAUCCAACCAUUGUUCCCUCCUUUUCUCCUCCUGUCGAACCCCUGUAUGUUGUGGACUCCCGUCUCGCCUCUGCCCUGAGCACACGUCAUCUCCAACAGCUUUUUGACUCCGCUCUACUACAACACAACAUGGUCUCCGAAAUCCGCCAUGCCCACAGUUCCGACAAUGUUUGUUCACCCCUCCUACGGCCCGGUUGCGCCACGGCUUCUAUUGCUGGUGGCACUCUCCCUUAUGACACCCUCUAUAGUCAUCGCUCAACCCCUUGGUCCAUGGGGUAUUCUCCUCCGUCCUCUCUACACUGUGCCUACGCUCAUGAUAAAGUAUAG